AUGAAGCUCACCACAAUCCUUCCCCUCCUCCUCCUCCAAACCACAACCCAUGCCACAAUCUUCAACCGCGCAAGACUUCCCACAGUCGGGGAAGCCGAGGACCUCGCCGCACCAACCGUAGUUCUCAAACGGACUAAUCUAGAACUCACUGCUCCAACUGCUAUACUCAAACGGGCUAGAAAAGCCGCGGACCCCGAUCCUGAAGAGCAAGCUAGGCCUGAUGAUAUUAGAACUAAGGUUGUGAAGAGAGCGAGACCGGCACCAACUGUUGUUGGGGAAAGAGCUAGGAAGUAUGCGGAUCCUGAUCCGGAGGAACAAAUGGGACCUAUAGAUCCGGAUAGUACCAGAACUCGAGUCGCAAAGAGAGCUAAACCUGCUCCUACCGUUUUUGCAGAGCGAGCGAGGAAAUAUGCAGACCCGGAUCCAGAAGAGCAAAUGGGACCUAUAGAUCCAGAUAGUACCAGAACUCGAGUCGCAAAGAGAGCUAAACCCGCUCCUACUGUCGUUGGGAAAAGGGCAAGAAAAUAUGCGGAUCCCGAUCCAGAGGAACAACUUAGGCCUGUAGACCCAGACAGCACAAGAACUCGGGUCGCCAAACGGGCCAAACCAGCUCCUACUGUUGUUGGGAAACGAGCCCGGAAGUACGCCGACCCAGAUCCAGAGGAACAGCUCAGACCCGUAGACCCAGACAGCACAAGAACUCGAGUCGCCAAACGAGCCAAUCCAGCUCCUACUGUUUUUGAAAGAAGAGAAGUCGUAGAUGAUCAAGCACCAGCCGCUUUCCAAGUUAUAACACUCCCCACUGGACGUAUUGAAGUACCCGUUCACGCCCAUACCCCCAUUUCUACUCCAGAAAUCAAUGCCAGACCCGCAGGUGUCCUUGACAGCAUCGGCCUCAACUUUGGGACACUCUGUUCUGCAUUCAUUCCCUUUACCAACGCUGGUACUGGGGUCGGGGAGUUCCCGGACCAUUCCGGCCCAAGGGUAUAUAUCGAUGUCGACGGUGUUAAUAUAUGGUCCAACAGCCAAAAGGGAUUAAUCGUCGACACUGGCUCCACAGGCUUCACAAUCGGCCAACUAACUUGGACCGGCCAUUUCCAUAAAUCCUGGUCUUCAACUGACAAAUCCCGUCCAGGUUGGAAAUACCUCUCAUCUUCCAACAUCCUCUACAAGGGCUACUGGGUCAACGUCAACAUCACCUUCAAAGACCUCUCCUGGAAACCCAUUAUCCGUUCCGAAGUCCCCGUAUUAGUCUUUAAUCAAAAGCUUGGAUGCGAGAAAAUUGAUAACGCAACUGGAAACUGCCUCGUAACCCCUUCGAUCCUACAGGCAGAAGGAGGGUAUAUGGGUAUCGGAUAUGGAAGAAGGGCAGAUGGUAUGACGCAGUGUACACCUGAUACAAACCCUUUGUUGAAUGUGAGAGGCAUCUGGAGGGAUUUACCUGUCACUGGGUGUAAUUAUCGAAAUGGCUACGUAGUCACAAAAACUGGCAUCUCAUGGGGCCUGACCGUCGCAAACACCAACGGCUUCAAAUUCCAUACUCUAAAGAAAGACUCAACCGUAAACAUGGACUGGUCAAUGCCAACCAUGUGUCUCAGAGCCAGUAAUAACGCACAAACCUGUCGUGCCGGGAACUUCCUCCCAGACACAGGACUUACAAAGUCUUAUAUCACUUCGCCCGAUACGCCCUCGGGGACUGCACCCCCGUCGAAUGGUUUCAAUAUUAAAUUGAAUAUACCAAAUUCUGGACAGGGUAUGGGGUUUUUGAAUUAUAAUAAUGUGGGAACUGGAGGGAAUCACUUGCCAAGUUCGUAUUCGACUUGGAAGAGUGGGGAGAAGGUUUAUUUGAAUACUGGGAGUAGGUUUUUUAAUGCUUAUAAGAUUGCGUUUGAUGCGGAUUCUGGGUAUUUCGGGACCAAGUAG
Messenger RNA from Orbilia oligospora ATCC 24927, 1923 nucleotides. RefSeq lists its product as uncharacterized. Lineage: Eukaryota; Fungi; Ascomycota; Orbiliomycetes; Orbiliales; Orbiliaceae. The record is from RefSeq and is a predicted model, not a curated record. The transcript has 3 exons. Bases 1 to 1923 code for a protein of 640 amino acids.